AUGCCCACGCCAAAACACCUUCAGCACCAGCACCGGCACCAGCACAGCAGGACCAACAAGCACAGCUCUGAGUUCAGGGGCAAUACAUGGGCGACACAAUCAAAAGCGGCCUCGACACAUACUUUCGCGCAACCUACCAUCAAGCCUUCUUCUGCCCACAUAAGUAUGGCGACAAUGACAGCCGCGACGGUGCAUUCCCCUUCGUUUCGAGACUCGUCGACUUCCCAUACGCUCUCCCAACCGGCUGACUUCGAGGGCGAAGUCAAUACGAACAACGAUAUUCCGUCUCAAGCAGUGCUCAAGAGCGUAGAGAACGUGUCGAUUUUAGAUCAGGAGGGGAGGUCGAUACCGUUCAAGAAUCUGUAUAGCGGGCCGAAUGUUGCGAGGAGGGUAAUGGUUAUAUUUAUAAGACAUUUCUACUGUGGCAACUGUCAAGAGUAUAUUCGCGCCCUCACCUCCUCUAUCACCCCAUCCAGUCUCCUUUCCCUCCCUAUCCCAACCUUCAUCGCGAUCGUGGGCUGCGGCGCACCCUCUCUCAUCCCCAUGUACCAAGAGGCAACCUCCUGCCCGUUCCCCAUCUACGCAGACCCUACCAAGAAGCUCUACUCGGCCCUCGGCAUGCUGCGCACACUCAACAUGGGUACCCGACCCGAAUACCAACGCAAAGACCAGUUGAGCAUGGUGUUCGAGAGUGUCGUGCAGGCUAUGAAGAAGAUCAAAGACGGACAGGCGCUAAAGGGGGGGGAUAUGCACCAAGUUGGGGGCGAGUUCCUGUUCGAGCCCGUGGACAUGAAUUCGCCUCUAAACACGCCCGAACCGGAAGCGGAUUCGGGGGACAAGCAGCUGGGCGAUGGUGCGAAGGCGCAGCAGCAGGAGGGCGGGUGGAGUGAAGAGAAGAGGAUUACGUGGUGUCACCGUAUGAAGAACACGAGAGAUCACGCCGAGAUCCCGGAGCUGAGAGAGGCCUUGGGCCUGAGCGGCGAGGGCGCGAAGGGCAAGAAUGAGAAGCGGUGGUCGAAAGCCUUGGUUGAGCGGAAGGGCACGGGACUGAAUACUGUCAAGGGCACUGUGGAUAGCCCGGACGAGGCCUUUCGGAAGAAGGUCAGGGAACUGGAUGAGGGGGUUGGUAUCAGUGCGCAGGAGAACCAUGUGCGCUGA
This is a messenger RNA of Drepanopeziza brunnea f. sp. 'multigermtubi' MB_m1, 1158 nucleotides long. The record is from RefSeq and is a predicted model, not a curated record. NCBI's taxonomy places the organism in Eukaryota, Fungi, Ascomycota, Leotiomycetes, Helotiales, Drepanopezizaceae.